Molecule: messenger RNA, 2198 nt
Organism: Phyllostomus discolor (pale spear-nosed bat)
Lineage: Eukaryota; Metazoa; Chordata; Mammalia; Chiroptera; Phyllostomidae
Gene: SERPINB12
Product: serpin family B member 12
Exons: 7
Coding region: 12-1277 (421 amino acids)
Biological process (GO): negative regulation of endopeptidase activity
Molecular function (GO): serine-type endopeptidase inhibitor activity
Source: RefSeq, a predicted model, not a curated record
UCAGUGACACGAUGGAUUGUCUCAUUGCAGCAAACUCCAAAUUUUGCUUUGACUUUUUUCAAGAGAUAAGCAAAAGCGAUGGUUCUAAAAACAUCUUCUUCUGUCCUCUGAGCCUCUCAGCUGCCCUUGGCAUGGUCCGUCUGGGGGCCAGAAGUGAUAGUGCACACCAGAUUGACCAGGUCCUCCACUUCAACGAGUUUUCCCAGAGUGAAAGCAAAGCGGGGGACCCCUGUCUGAAAGACAAAGAGCGGGAGGUGCUGGCCCACAGCCCCCUGGAAGGGUCGAAAGGAGCUGCUCCACAGGCGGGGUCUUCUGAGGAUGAAAGUACGCGUCUCAGUUACUGCUUUGGGCAGCUUCUCUCCAGAUUAGAUAGAAUCAAAGCUGAUUACACCCUGAGCAUUGCGAACAGGCUCUACGGAGAGCAGGAAUUUCCAAUCUGUCCGGAGUACUCGGAAGGUGUGAUUCAGUUUUAUCACACAACCAUCGAAAGUGUGGACUUCCGGAAAGACACUGAGAAGUCCCGACAGGAGAUUAACUUCUGGGUGGAGUCUCAGUCCCAGGGUAAAAUCAAGGACCUCUUCAGCAAGGACACCAUUGACAACUCAACUGUGCUCGUGCUGGUGAACGCGGUGUACUUCAAGGCCAAGUGGGAGAAAUACUUUGAAAGUGAAAACACGGUGGACGCGCCUUUCUCUCUGAAUGAGAACGAAAAGAAGACAGUGAAGAUGAUGAACCAAAAGGGCAUAUUCAGAAUGGGCUUCAUCGAGGAGGUGAGGGCGCAGAUCCUGGAAAUGCAGUACAUCCAGGGCAAGCUCAGCAUGUUCGUCAUCCUGCCGUCUCACUCUGCGGACAACCUGGCGGGCCUGCAGGAGCUUGAAAAGAAUAUCACCUAUGAAAAAAUAGUGGCCUGGAGCAGUUCAGAAAAUAUGUCAGAAAAGAAAGUAGCUGUCUGCUUUCCCCGGUUCACCUUGGAAGACAGCUAUGAUCUCAAUUCUAUUCUCCAAAACAUGGGCAUCACGGAUAUCUUCGACGAAAAGAAGGCUGAUCUCACUGGAAUCUCUCCAAAUCCCCAGUUGUACCUGUCUAAGGUUGUCCACAAAACCUUCGUGGAGGUGGAUGAAAAUGGCACCCAGGCCGUCGGAGCCAGUGGGGCUGUCGGCAGCAUGAUGUCUGCACCGUCCUGGGAGACCUUUAAUGCCAAUCGCCCUUUCCUCUUUUUCAUCAGACACAACAAAACCCAGACCAUUCUCUUCUACGGCAGGUUCUGCUCCCCUUGAAAGGAACGCACUGUCUAGUCCCAGGGAGCUGGAAGAACGUGGCGGUGCAAUCCGCCCCUGGCCCAGCGUGGCCUUUUGUGCUUAAGCUACUAUCUAAAGCCGGUGGAAUUUCAUCACAGCACCAUGCUCCCUUCCUCCAGGCACUGGCCUGGGCUUUUCCCGCUCUUUUCCCUACCCUGUAGCUGAUUUUCAUCUAAGUCCAUUAGCAUCGAAGGGCCCCUUCCCCCUCCCUCACCUCUUACCAUGCUGAGCUUUCAAGCAUAUAAAAAAAGUUCACCCUCUGUGACCUGAAGGUCAACAUCAUGGACAAUGAUACUGACUUUAAGUUACCUACUUCCUUGUGAGGGAACCCUGAAAGUUCAAAUCACUAGACCACUUCUAGGAGAUGGCAAAUUCAGAAAGCACUGUAACGGGGGUGGUGAGAGAGAGUGGUUAAAUGGAAUGUGUUUUGGGAACCUGGCUCUGUUUCUAUGGCAGUUAAAACUGUGGUGCAUCCCUGGGCAAGAUGUGUCUUCCUCUUCCAUCUGCUGCUGCCCGAGAGAUGCCCCAUAAGGGGCUUCUUCUCACUUGGGAGGAAGCAGGGGUUGAGGGUGGAUUUCAGCGAGAGCCCAAAGGUGUAAAACUGCAUCAGCCAGCACCCAUCUUGCACAGAGAAUAUUUCCUGUGAAUUUGGCCACGUUUGGGUUUGUAUAUUCAUCUACUGUCUUUGUUUGGAGCGUCAGAGUCAGGCCACAGAGGGAGAAACGCACUGUCAUCCUCCAGCAGGGCUACACUGGAUGGGGGGCUCUUGCUUCUUUGACCUUUUCCCACCGGCAAGACUGACCCUUCAAUAAGGCAGGCAGAGGCGCUGCCACAACUGCUAGAAAACCAACCAGAGCAUGAAACUCCGGGGAGAGAACUCCUCCACGGUUAGCUCAGCUC